UAUUAACCUUACACAUACUCUCACUUUUCAGCUCUACUCUUUUCUCAUCAAUGGCUUCUUCAACCAAAGAAAUAUCCAAAGACCUUCCACCUCUUCUCCGUCUCUACAAAGACGGAACAGUCGAACGUUUCCUAGGCUCUCCAAUCAUACCACCAAUCCCUCUCGAUCCACAAACUGGUGUUUCAUCAAAAGACAUAACCAUCUCACAAAACCCACUAAUCUCAGUUCGUAUCCAUCUACCAAACCUCACCAACCCUACACAAAAGUUUCCAAUCUUAGUUUACUUUCACGGUGGCGCUUUUUGUCUUGAAUCUGCUUUCUCUUUCCUCCACCAACGUUACCUCAACAUUAUAGCUUCGCAAUCAAACGUUCUUGUUGUUUCAGUUGAAUAUAGACUUGCACCAGAACACUAUCUUCCUGCUGCAUACGAUGAUGGUUGGUUUUCUCUCAAAUGGGCCGCUUCACAUUCCAUCAUGAACAACAAUAACAUCGUCACAGGUGAACCAUGGUUAAUCAAACACGGUGAUUUCGAUAGAUUUUACAUCGGUGGUGACACGUCCGGUGCAAAUAUUGCACACAAUUUACUUCUUCGCGUUGGAAGCGGUGUUGAAUCUUUACCUGGUGAUGUGAAAAUCAAAGGAUCAAUACUAGCUUUUCCUUUGUUUUGGAGUUCGAAACCGGUUUUGUCGGAGAAUAUUGAUCUGCAUGAAGAGAGUUCACCUAUGAAGGUUUGGAAUUUUGUGUAUCCAGAUGCUGUUAAUGGAAUUGAUAAUCCUUUGAUUAAUCCCUUGGCUUCUGAGGCUCUUGGUUUGGACAACAUUGGUUGUACUAAGAUGUUGGUUUUUGUUGCGGGGAAUGAUGAUUUAAGAGACAGAGGGAUUUGGUACUAUGAUGCUGUUAAGGAAAGUGGUUGGAAAGGUGAUGUUGAACUUGUUCAUGUUGAGGGUGAAGAACAUUGUUUUCAGAUAUAUCAUCCUGAAACUAAGAAUUCUGUUGAUAUGGUGAAUCGUAUUGCUUCGUUUCUUGUUUGAUUUGAGGAGGGUUAUUGUGUAAUUUUGUUGUUGUUUUUGGUGAUAUAAAAUAGAGAUGGGUUGAUGAAUUCAAAGUAUUUUUUUUCAAU
Messenger RNA from Vicia villosa (hairy vetch), 1120 nucleotides. Its product is annotated as 2-hydroxyisoflavanone dehydratase-like. Lineage: Eukaryota; Viridiplantae; Streptophyta; Magnoliopsida; Fabales; Fabaceae. The record is from RefSeq and is a predicted model, not a curated record. The transcript has a single exon. Gene Ontology annotation, molecular function: hydrolase activity. Bases 51 to 1031 code for a protein of 326 amino acids.